Messenger RNA from Racocetra persica, 279 nucleotides. Lineage: Eukaryota; Fungi; Glomeromycota; Glomeromycetes; Diversisporales; Gigasporaceae. The record is from the annotation of a GenBank genome assembly.
AUGGCUUUAUUGGCUCAUGAGUUACCGGAAGAAAAUAAAUAUGCUUCUUUUCCUUGUAAUCUCCCUUGGAUGGAAAGAUCACAAAUCGAUUUCUCGGCUGACCCUACCCAACCUCUGGGAGUUAAAGAGAUUAUUUUCUUAGAUGAGAUAAAUUUGUUAUUUAAGGGCAAUGAAUUUCAGAAAGCCCGUGAACGAGAAAGAUUUAUGAGUCACUUUUACGCUCUUUCGCGACACCAAGUUAGUUUAUUACAAAAGUCCGACGAAGGAAUUUAUGUGCAG